This is a messenger RNA of Carassius carassius (crucian carp), 1490 nucleotides long. RefSeq names its product prostaglandin E2 receptor EP1 subtype-like. Gene Ontology annotation, molecular function: thromboxane receptor activity; prostaglandin E receptor activity. NCBI's taxonomy places the organism in Eukaryota, Metazoa, Chordata, Actinopteri, Cypriniformes, Cyprinidae. The record is from RefSeq and is a predicted model, not a curated record. The transcript has 2 exons. Gene Ontology annotation, cellular component: plasma membrane. The coding region runs from base 56 to 1171 and encodes 371 amino acids. Gene Ontology annotation, biological process: positive regulation of cytosolic calcium ion concentration; inflammatory response; adenylate cyclase-activating G protein-coupled receptor signaling pathway.
UUCCUCUAUAGAUAUCUGUCUCUAAGCUCAGUGGUGCUCAUCCCAUAGCCUGGAGAUGUUAGCCACCCAAAACUGUACCAGUUCAGCCCUGGGUGUGAAUGAAGGGUCCAGCAAUCAGACCCAGCAGGAGCCUGGAGUGGCACCAGUGUGCUGUAGGGAAAACCUGAACAUCACAACCGACCCCACCACAGCGGGCCUGUCCAUGACCCUAGGCAUCGUGUCCAACAUUGUGGCACUGUUCAUCCUGGCUAAAGCGUACGCUCGUCUGCGGAAGCGAUCCAAAGCCACAUUCCUGCUGUUCGCCAGCUCUCUGGUGGCUACAGACCUGGCCGGUCAUGUUAUUCCAGGUGCCCUGGUUCUGCAUCUCUACAUGUCUGGCACCGCUGGAGGACUUUGUCACCAACCCGAUGCCAUCUGCCGUUUCCUGGGAGGCAGCAUGGUGUUCUUUGGCCUGUGCCCGCUGUUUCUGGGGUGCGUCAUGGCAGCGGAGCGGUGCAUGGGUGUGACGCGGCCUCUCCUGCACGCCCGCAUAAUUUGCAUGGGCCACACCAAGAUGGUGCUGGUGAUGAUAUGGCUGUUGGCUUUAUCUGUAGCACUGCUGCCCUUCUUUGACCUGGGAACGUACACCUACCAAUACCCCUGUACCUGGUGCUUCAUAAGCGUGUUAGACAAUACCAGCUUCAAAGACGUGAUAUUUGUGCUGCUGUUUUCUGGACUGGGACUGGCCGCGCUAGCCGUGGCACUGGUCUGUAACACCAUCAGCGGGGUAACGCUGGUGAAAGCCCGUCUGCGCAGGAAGAAGUGCCACCGCAGAUCAGCUAAAUCACAUGACAUUGAGAUGGUGGCACAGCUGGUGGGCAUUAUGGUCACUUCUUGCAUCUGCUGGAGCCCUCUGCUGAUCUUCGCUCUGAUGUCAGUCCUCCGCUCGUACAGCUGUGGGAUGAUGGAAGAUGAUCUGAAAAACUACAGGACUUUAAUGGUAAUGGGAGUGCGUAUGGCCUCCUUGAACCAGAUUCUGGACCCCUGGGUCUAUAUCCUUCUACGCCGGGCCGUCCUCAGAAAGAUCUACCGCAUAACCACCGGCCGUCGCAACCUAAGAGGAAGCACAUUCCGGCGGUGGGAGAUCAGCUCCUUCCAGAACUCUUUGAAAAGUGCAAGUAAUCGGAACUGAUGGAGGGAUUCCAGAAUAUGAACUCUACCACAUGGAAGAGACUGAGAAAAGGGGAAAAAUAGGAUGUUAUUAACCAAAAUCGUUGCAGUGCAGCAUUGCUGAAGGCAGAUGUACAACGUAAGUUCCUAUUGCUUAAAUGGUGGAUGAAGAAGCAGCACACUGGAAGUUGUAAAGCAAGCGAUGCUUUUAGAACCGCAGAGACUUCAAAAAGCAUUAUGACUGAGCACAGCGGAAUUCUGGAUGUAAAAUUUCCAUUCAUUUUCUCCAUAAAUUGACUUUAACAAUAAUCUAUAAAUGUUUCAAGACAGACCUUCCUUUU